UGUCGUAGAGAGAUUUUGUGAAAGCAAAGAAAGUGGUCAAGGUGGAGAAACCUUCAGCCAGAGUUCAGAUGGUAUUGUGAACCAGAAAAUUCCUGGAAUGAAACUAUAUGAAAGCAAUGUGUGUGGGGAAGUCUCCGUUAGUCAUUCCUCCUUUCAUAAGUAUAUCAGAGCUGAUGGCAGACUUAAAUUAUGUACCUAUCAGGAAUAUGGAGAGAAACCCCAUACCCAUAAACAGUAUGGGAAAGCCUUCAGUUAUCACCACUCUUUUCAAACACAUGAAAAGGCUCACACUGGAGAGAAACCCUAUCACUGCAAGGAAUGUAGCAAAUCCUUCAUUUCUCUUGGAAACCUUCGAAAACACACGGUAGCACACAAUGGAGAUAUAUCUUAUAAAUGUAAGGUGUAUGGAAAAGCUUUCAAUUCACCCAAUGUAUUGCAUAUACAAGGAAAAACUCAUGCUGGAGAGAAACCCUAUGAAUGUAGCCAGUGCUCUAAAGCCUUCCCUGAUUACAGUUCCUAUCUAAGACAUGAAAGAACUCACACUGGAGAGAGACCUUAUAAAUGUAAACAAUGUGGGAAAUCCUUUGCUUGUUCCUCUUAUAUUCGAAUACAUGAACGGAUUCACACUGGAGAAAAACUAUAUGAAUGUGAGCAAUGUGGGAAAGCAUUUCAUCGUCUCAGAAACUUUCAAAGACACAUGAUAACUCAUACUGGUGCUGGACCUCAUAAAUGUAAGAUAUGUGCAAAAGUCUUUGAUUCUCCCAGUUCAUUUAGAAGACAUGAAAGAACUCACACUGGAGAGAAACCCUAUGAAUGUAAGCAAUGUGGGAAAGCAUUAUCAGAUCGCACAAGCUUUCAAAGACACAUGAUAACACACACUGGAGAUGGACCUCAUAAAUGUAAGAUAUGUGGGAAGGUCUUUGGUUCUCCCAGUUCAUUUCAAAGACAUGAAAGAACUCACACUGGAGAGAAACCCUAUAAAUGUAAAUGUGGGAAAGCCUAUCGUUAUAUCUAUUCCUUUCAAAAUCAUGAAAGAACUCACAUUGAAGAGCUGUAUAAAUGUAAAGAAUGUGGAAAAUCAUUCUGUUGGUCCACUUCCCUUCUAAGACAUGAAAGGAGUCACACUGGAGAGAAACUCUCAUAA
Messenger RNA from Otolemur garnettii (small-eared galago), 1144 nucleotides. RefSeq names its product zinc finger protein 823-like. The record is from RefSeq and is a predicted model, not a curated record. Bases 98 to 1144 code for a protein of 348 amino acids. The transcript has a single exon. Lineage: Eukaryota; Metazoa; Chordata; Mammalia; Primates; Galagidae.